GGCUGGGGGCCGAAUGGUUGUGUGGCGGGUUCGAGUCCCGCCCACUAGCUCUGGUCGCUGGCCCCGGGUGUGGGGCGGGGCAGGGUGCAUUUGCCGGGUCCUCUCCUAGGCGUGGGGUGGCAGCGAAUCUUGGGCGUCACCAUGGAGGACUACCUGGAGGGGUGUCGAGCUGCUCUGCAGGAGUCCCGACCACUCCAAGUGGUGCUCGGAAACGAAGCCUGUGACUUGGACUCUGUGGUAUCAGCUCUCGCUCUGGCUUUUUACCUGGCAAAGACAAAUGAGGCAGAAGAAAUCUUUGUGCCAGUUUUAAACAUACAGCGUUCUGAGCUAUGUCUUCGAGGUGAUGUCGUCUUCUUCCUUCAAAAGAUCGGCAUUCCAGAGUCCCUCUUGAUUUUCCGGGAUGAGAUUGAUCUCCAUGCAUUGCACCAGGCUGGCUGGCUCACCCUCAUCCUUGUUGACCACCAUGUCUUACCCAAAAAUGAUGCAGCCCUAGAGGAGACUGUAGCAGAGGUGCUAGACCAUCGGCCCAUCGAGCAGAGACACUGCCCUCCCUGCCCUGUGUCAGUUGAGCUGGUGGGGUCCUGCGCUACCCUGGUAACGGAGAGAAUCCUGCAGGGGGCACCAGAGAUCUUGGACAGGCAGACGGCAGCCCUUCUGCAUGGAACAAUCAUCUUGGACUGUGUCAACAUGGAUCCUAAAAUUGGGAAGGCCACCCCAAAGGACACGAAGUAUGUGGAGAAACUGGAGGCUCUCUUCCCAGAUUUGCCCAAGAGGAAUAACAUCUUCGAUUCUCUACAAAAGGCAAAAUUUGAUGUCUCAGGACUGACUACUGAGCAGAUGCUGAGGAAGGACCAGAAGAUCAUCUUCAGGCAAGGCACCAGAGCAGCCAUUAGUGCAAUAUACAUGGACCUGGAGGCUUUUCUGCAGAGGCCCGGCCUCAUGGCAGACCUCCAGGCUUUCUGCCAGGCCCACAGCUGUGAUGUCCUGAUCGCCAUGGCUAUCUUUUUCAACACCCACAAUGAGCCAGUGCGGCAGUUGGCCGUUUUCUGUCCCCAUGCAGCACUCCGAACGAUGAUGUGUGAAGUCCUGGAACGCUCCCAGUCUCCAUCCCUGAAGCUGGUCCCUCUCCCCAGCACACACCCUAACCUGCAAGCCUACCUUCAAGGCAACACCCAGGCUUCCCGAAAGAAACUCCUGCCUCUGCUCCAGGAGGCCUUGUCAGCAUAUUCUGACUCCACGAAGAGCCCUUCAGGGCAGCCGGAGACACUGGGUGUGCCCGGGGAGCAAGUGGACAAGGAAUUGGACCGAGCAGGGAACUCCCUGAUUUCUGGACUGAGUCAAGACGAGGAGGAACCUGUACUGCCCCCCACGCCCAUGAACAGCUUGGUGGAUGAGUGUCCUCUGGACCAGGGGCUGCCGAAACUCUCCGCCGAGGCCAUCUUUGAGAAGUGCAGCCAGAUUUCCCUGUCCCAAUCAGUUACAACCUCCUCGUCCAAGAAGUGACUGUGGAGAAUGAAGGGAAUAGCGAGCGAGCGAGGUUGCCUGAACCACCUCCAAUGCAUGUUUUGAAACGUUUCUGUGAGUCUGUCUUAUUGCCCCAGGAGCUGGUGUGCUGUUGUUGUGAGCCUGGGAGGAAAAAAAGUAAGAGAAAGCAGCUGCUGUAGGACUGGCUUCCCACUUGCCGUGCCCACCCGCCCCACAAACCACCCCCCAUCUGCCAGACAAAUGUUAAUAAUAUUUAAUUUAAUUAUUUUAAUCUGCACUGACUUCCCUUUAUUGCAUUUGGGAGGGACCCAAUGUAGUCGAUACAGUUCUGGCAGAAUAAUACAUGAAGACAGUGUACCCCAAAAGUACCCUCCUCCAUGAGGCUCUUUGAGCAAUCAGUAUCGUAACACCCAUGGAGGCAGUCAGUCCUUGCUUGCCUCUGUAUAGUCAUUUACCUACUUACUAGUUUGAGUAUUUAUUGAGUCACUACUUGAAGGUAGAGAAAAAAUAACGUGCUUUGGAAAAAUCCAUUUUGGUAUUCCUCCUUGAGCCGUAGAGCCCCAGCUCCCUAACUACCCUUUCUGGCCCCCAGUUAGAUAGUGGCAUCUGAUUCGGAAGUGGCCGACCUUUUUCAUGAGCUUAUGACUCAGGAGGGUGGCGAACAGAUCAGAGGCUAUUAUCUUCUGGCCUCAUCAGGUAACCUGGCUUUUGUGGCUCUGGUUCUCUCCCAGAUCCUAAAAAGAAUUCUGAGGGAGUCGGGCGGUAGUGCAGUGGGUUAAGUGCACGUGGCACAAAGCACAAGGACCGGCAUAAGGAUCCUGGUUCAAGCCCCCGGCUCCCCACCUGCGGGGGAGUUGCUUCACAAGCGGUGAAGCAGGUCUGCAGGUGUCUAUCUUUCUCUCCCCCUCUCUGUCUUCCCCUCCUCUCUCCACUUCUCUCUAUUCUAUCCAGCAACAAUGACAUCAGUAACAACAAUAAUAGCUACAAUAAAACAAUAAGGGUGACAAAAGGGAAUAAAUAAAAAAAAAUUCUGAUUCCUGGGCUAGAGAGAUGACUCACAGGGAAGGGCCCAUGCCUUAGCCAUGCUCCUGGCCCAGGUAUAAUCCCCAGUGCUGUAGUCUCUCUCUGGAAGAAAAAGUUGGCUUGAUUUCCUGAGAUUUGCAGAGAUACACAGGAAGGCAUGGUCUCUUCCCAAAAGCCAGCAGAACUGAAGUGACAGUCGUGGGUCUGUCCCCUGCCCCAAGUGGCCCUCAAUCUCCUGUCCACUCUCUGCUCACAAUGAAAGGAGCUAUGCAUUCUAACACUGACUGCCUUGAAUGUGUGUCUAUUAGCAAGACACUUCCUUCACACCUCGUCUUCCCAUCUGUCACAACAGGAGCUGGACUUAGAUGUUCUCUGGUAUAUCUUGAUCUGCCUCUCACUUGCCAUGUUCUCUCUACUCUGCAUCUGUUGUUUUGGUUUUUUUUUCCCCCGUGUGUGUUCUCUGUUCCUCCUGGGCAUGCACAGGGUCUCUAGCAUCUGUAUCUGUGAUUGUACCAAGGGACUCAGCCUCAUGUAGCAUAGACAGGGCCCAGCCCAGCACUCCCUCCAGCCAAGGCCAGCUCUGCCUGCAUGUAUUGUCUCCCCCCUUUUUACUUUAGACUUACCUGUGCCCCCUCUUCCAGCUGUUCCUUGUAGCCGACAGUUUCGCUGAGCAGUGAAGUCCAGUGGUUUUGGCAUGUCUUCAGUAUGAGGGGGAUGGUCUGACUUCGUUGUGGGGUUGGUGUCUGUCACCCAUAGAAAGUAAAAGUAGUGGCGUGAUGGUUGAACCAAAGGAAUUUGUUUUGUAAUUUGGGUACUUUAUUUUGCAUUUUGGUAAACUAUUAAAGACUUUUUUUUGCUGUU
This is a messenger RNA of Erinaceus europaeus (western European hedgehog), 3369 nucleotides long. It is a transcript of the gene PRUNE1, whose product is annotated as prune exopolyphosphatase 1. Gene Ontology annotation, molecular function: exopolyphosphatase activity. The coding region runs from base 142 to 1503 and encodes 453 amino acids. The record is from RefSeq and is a predicted model, not a curated record. The transcript has 8 exons. Gene Ontology annotation, cellular component: cytoplasm. Lineage: Eukaryota; Metazoa; Chordata; Mammalia; Eulipotyphla; Erinaceidae.